This is a messenger RNA of Gopherus flavomarginatus (Mexican gopher tortoise), 10292 nucleotides long. RefSeq names its product von Willebrand factor A domain containing 5B1 (gene VWA5B1). The record is from RefSeq and is a predicted model, not a curated record. NCBI's taxonomy places the organism in Eukaryota, Metazoa, Chordata, Testudines, Testudinidae. The transcript has 22 exons. Bases 83 to 4036 code for a protein of 1317 amino acids.
CCCGGCCCCGCCACCUCUCCUCCCUCCAGCCAAGUCUGCUGCAGGUCCUGACACCCAAGCUACCCCAGAGCCCAUAAGCAGGAUGCCAGGGCUCAUUAACCGGACAAGCAGCUCCCCCCUCCCACUCACAGCCUCCGAGGUCACCUCUUGCGUCAGUGGCUAUGCCUUUGGGAUGACCGCCUCCCUGACCUACGGCAACCCGGAGGCCCAUCCUUUUGAAGGUCUCUUUGUCUACCCACUGGAUGAGUACACCACCGUGGUUGGGUUCGAAGCUGUUGUUUCCAGGCGGGCUGUGACCGUGCAGAUCAAAGACAAAGCCAAAAUAGAUGACUGUUACUUGGACUGCGGGAGCCUCCCCAGUGGAAGAGCGCAGGAUGGCAGCGGAAGGAUCGUGCUGGAUGAGGAUUUGGAGCGAAUCGCUUUUGUGGCUAACCUGGGCAUGAUCCCUCCGCUGAAAAGCGUGUCCGUCUUCAUCAGCACCUCCUCGGAGCUGCAGACUCUUCCGAGCGGUGCCGUGAGGGUCCUUCUCCCAGCCGUAUGCGUCCCCAAGGUGCCCCAGUGCGGCAUGGAAAGCACCAGCCUCUCUGGACAUCAGCUCCGAGCAGAUGGACAUUCCUGCGGAGCUGGGAGCCCGGAUCCGGCUAACAAGUUCUGUCUGGCCCACCUGCUGGAGAGUGAGGCCACCAACCCCACUGAAUACGAGUUCAGCUUCCACCUGGAGAUCCGGGGGCCCUGUGUCCUCGCAGGAGUCGAAAGCCCGACACACGAGAUCCGAGCUGACGCUGACCCCUCUGCCCGCUCCGCCAAGAGCAUCGUGAUCACGCUGGCCAACAAACACACUUUCGACAGACCGGUGGAAAUAUUAAUCCAUCCGAGCGAGCCCCAUAUGCCUCAUGUCUUGAUGGAAGAAGGUGACAUGACCCCUACAGCAUAUGAGCAACACCUGAAGGGGAGAAACGAUUUCAUUAAAGGGACCAAGAAGGACCCCAGUGCCGAGAAAAAAACGGAAAUCAUCAGGAAACGUCUCAACAAGGACAUCCCUCACCACCCAGUGAUCAUGCUGAACUUCUGCCCUGACCUGAGAAGCAGCCAGCCAGACCUCAGGAAAACCCAGGGAGAGUUUAUAUUUCUGAUCGACCGCAGUGGGAGCAUGAGCGGCACAAACAUCAGCCGCGUCAAGGACGCCCUGCUGGUCAUACUCAAGAGCCUGGCACCGGCCUGCCUCUUCAACGUCAUUGGAUUUGGGUCGACCUUUAAGACCCUCUUUCCUUCCAGUCAAACUUACUGUGAGGAGAGUCUGGCUAUUGCGUGUGAGAGCAUCAAGAAGAUCCGGGCGGAUAUGGGUGGCACCAACAUCUUAUCCCCUUUGAAGUGGAUCAUCCGGCAGCCCAUCCACAGGGGCCACCCGCGCCUGCUCUUCCUGCUGACCGACGGAGCGGUUAGCAACACCGGGAAGGUUAUUGAGCUGCUGCGGAACCACUCUUUCUCCACCAGGUGCUACAGCUUUGGCAUUGGGCAGAAAGCCUGCAGGAGGCUGGUGCGCGGGCUGGCUGCCGUGUCCAAGGGGAGUGCAGAAUUCCUGGCGGAGGGUGAGAGGCUGCAGCCAAAGAUGAUCAAGUCUCUGAAGAAGGCUAUGGCACCCGUCCUGAGCGAUGUAACUGUGGAGUGGGUCUUUCCUGAAACCACUGAGGUCUUGAUCUCCCCAGUCAGUGCCAGCUGUCUCUUCCCUGGCGACCGGCUGGUUGGGUAUGGCAUUGUCUGUGACACGUCCCUGUACAUCUCCAACCCCAGAGCUGACAAGAGGCGGCGCUACAGCAUGAUGCAUUCCCAGGAGUCAGGCAGUUCCGUUUUCUUUCACUCCCAGGAAGAGGGAGCUGGCUCGGAUAGCUGGAGCUAUCCCAAGGACUCUGAGGGGGGGGUCCCUUCAGAGCAGACCCCUGAUCUCUUGGUGGUUGGUGGAGAACCAAGGAGAGAAUCUGACCUAGAGACGGAGCUGGACCCUAAAUCGUCCUCCAGGCGAAGGGUGUACAGCACCAAUCAGAUUGCCAACCCCGAGCCUUUCAAGAGGGUCCCCACAGCCAGCGAUCCGAGCGCAGCCCUGGGGAAGAAUCCCCUUCGCAAAGCUCACAUACAGGAUCUGUGCCAACUCAGCCUGGAGCCACAGCUGUGGCCAGCGGAUUUCCAGCCUUUCACCACCAGCCCCUAUGUUGCCACCACACGGAUACGAGGCGCCGGCGCCAGGAGGCCCUCUCUGCUGCACCAGAGCUGCAUGUCGUUUUGUCAGGACGUGGACGGUCCCCACCCACAGGAUGGUCUUCAGCACAUGGUUCCAGGCAGGUGCCUGGGUCAGCCAGAGACCAGCUCUCUCCUGAGAUCCUCCUCGGGAAGCCGGAGCCCUGGGGAUCAGGAAUCUGCCCAGCACCCUUCCUUUGCCUUUGAAACAGAGACUUCGUCAGACUGGGAUCCCCAAGAUCUUGAUCUCAGCUCCUCCAGGGGGUGCCCGCGCUCCCCCAGGGCCACCUGCAAGGCGGUGGUGAAGGGGUUAAGGAGUAAUGAGCCUGUCCAGUGGGAAAUCACCUUUGACAUCCGGCCUCUGUUCCAAGACAGAGAGAGCUGUGAGAACAGCGAAGGAGAUCUGUGGAACGAGACCUUCCACCACUUGGCGGCCAAGUCCAUCAUCCGGGAUUUCGAGCUGCUGGCCGAGAAGGAAUGUGAAAUCGAACACGGGUCUGGGAGGCGGUACCAGGUAAACGCUGUGCAGACCAGCAGAGCCUGCAAUGUCAUCAGCAAGUACACGGCCUUUGUCCCGGUGGACCUGAGCACCAGUGGCUACCUGCCAACCGUGGUCGAAUAUGCCAAUGCAGGGUCAGCAUUCAAACAAGGUGGCCAACGGAGCUCAGGCUCAGGAAGCAGAAGGCACCGAGUCUUCUCCGUCGGACUCGGACGCACCCAGUCGACUUGUGGCCAGGAUGGCGCAGACGAUGGAUUUUACAGCAUGAAUGCAGAUGAGAACAGCCAAUCGCCAAGCAGUACACCCGCCUCUUCCGGCUGGGAGCGCUACAGUGUCCCAGAAGCUCCGCUGCAGAGUCCGUCUGCUUCCUCUGCUCACUCCCAGAAGUCCAUUGAUACCCUUUUUUCUGCCAGAUUGACCCUUCAUAAAACGAGACUGCUGACUCGAGCAGCCAAAGGUUUCAUGAGUAAAUCCCCAAGUCGGGUGAAUGAACCCAGCUCUGAGAGCAGCAAUGAAAACAUUGACUACCUACCCCUGGUGUCUCUGCAGUUGGCCUGCGGUGCCUUCCUGCUGAACCCGGCGUUCUGCCACGCAAUCAGCAUUCCCAUGGAGAAGCUGAAGUGGACAUCUCCAUUCACCUGCCACCGGAUGGCUCUUAGCCCCUCCGCCAGCUCCUACAACGCUAAGAAGUCAGGCCCACCUUGGGAACCCAAGAGCCCUGGAUGCAGCCGGCAGCUGCUGGCACCGAACGACAUUCCUAGAGAGAGCUCCUCAGACAGCGACUUCACUCCCGGUGCAGCACUGAACGGCUAUGGCGAGGCUACGGGAGACGCAGGCCGGCCUCGCCACUUCUCUGGCAGCGCAGUGGAAAGCCUGUCAAAGGCCCUGAAAGCUGAGAACGAACUCUCACCCCCUGCCAUCACCAUCCGCCGCUUCUCCUCCCCCGAGAGCACCCAGUCCCCUUGGGAGCCGCAGAGCGACAGUGGCAGAGGCUCGGAGUCCAACAGCUCCGAGCUGCAGUCUCUGCUCUUUGACAUCGAGCUGCACCAGUGGGCUGAGCCAGAGGGGAUGCUCUGGGCCACAGCAGUCGCCCUGGCCUGGCUGGAGCACAGCUCAGCCUCCUACUUCAUCGAGUGGGAGCUGGUGGCUGCCAAGGCCAGCAUGUGGCUGAGCCAGCAGGAGUUCCCAGAGGGCCGGAGCCUGGGGACCGUCAAGGCUGCAGCCCGCCAGCUGUUUGUUCUGCUCAGGCACUGGGAUGAGAACCUCGAGUUCAACUUGUUGUGCUACAACCCCAACAACGUGUAGGAAGGGGGAGUGUGAAAGGGGGGAGUCAGGCAGCCAGCUGAGAGAGCCUCUGGGGGACAGGGACUGGUCCUUAAAGAAACACAGUCUAAUGGCGAGCUCCACCACUACCGUGCCAUGCCAGGCACCUUUAUUAGGACAAGCCUUUCUGCAGGCCAGAAAACAACCAAGGUCAUUCAAAUCCCAGCACUAAACAAUUAUUAUUCUUGUUGUUGUUUAAGCAGGGUAUGAUUCACCUGUAGCACUCUCUGCUGCAGGAUGUUAUUAAGGUCAAUAUCUAAAUGAAAGGAUUAUUCAUUUCUGUGAAUAGGAAUAGCAUCUCCAGUUACACGAGGUACUAGGCACCUUCCCUUCAGGCUGGGCUUCAUCUGAUCACCAGCACCAGUCCUAGAAAGAGAAUCCAAAACCUUCAUUCAACCAUCUCAUCCUUCACAGUUCACCAUCCAGCCAAGCCCUUCCCUUUUCACCCAGUCACCAUCAAUCCUACGUUCAUCUUUUCACCCAGAGCAUUUCCAGCCGUGAUUCAUCAUUCCCCAGUCUCCAUCUAGACUGCGUUAUCGUGAAGAUUAACAUGUGUCUCUUGUCUCAGGGAUUUUGUGUUUGAGCAGCUGCUCUGCCUCAUGGGUCAAGGUUACAGGAGAUCCAGACUGCGGCCAAGCAGCUUAAGAUGGAACAGCAACUCUGGGGAUGGGGAAAACAAUGGAGUGAAUUGCCAGGUCCUCCCAGAUCACUCAUCCUCUACAGCUGUGGAGUUGGACUGGGAUUUUCAAAGGGGCCUACAGGAUAUAAAUACCCAAAUCCUACUAUAAUCCCACCUGGGUGCAUAACUCCCUUAGGCUUCUUUGGAUAGCCUGGUCUUGGUUCCAGAACAGUCUUACAGGUUGGUUUACAGCUGACAAUGUGCCCUAGAAUCUUUUGCAUGCAGAGUUGGGGUAGGCUGGGGCCAGACUGCACUGCCAGCAAGCAGCCGGAGGAAUGCAGGAGGUAGAUUAAAGCAAAUCUGUUCCCCAGGCACUUUCAGGCCCAGCGGAGCAGAACUAGUAGAAUGUACCUUGGAUAAGAGCAGUGAAAGCUUUUCAGUCCCCAUCGGUGCAUUGAGUACAUUCCUGCUAGAAGGGCAGCCUCCUGGGAGAGGCUGUAUCAGUGAUUAGACUGAUAUUACAUUUAAUCUGACCAAGAAGGUCUAGGCUUGCAUUGUAUCCAUGUCUUUAAGCCUGUGCCACUUUGUCCAGUGGCUUUGAAGCUUGUGUUCUUACACUUAGAUUUUCUGACCCUCAUGCAAAACAGCCUGCUGCUCCGUUGAGAGCUUCUGCUAGCCAUGCUUGUGGGUCAGGGGUUUGGUGGAGCUCUUUUGCCAUUGGACUGGCCACCUUUCCUCCCCGACCCUUCCCAUGCAGACUGAAUGCCACUUUCUUGUGUCUACUGCAGACAUGUUGCAUGACCUUUCAUCCUAUCUCCCCUCUUGAGUGUGUGGGCAAAGCUAAGCGCUGCCCAGCAUCCGUCUCUUGACUGCAUCUUUUGAACAGCUUGGAUUCUAUCAUCCUUCCUCUAGCCUCGCUGCUGAAUUUGUUUCCAUUCUCGCAGUGCUGUGUUUUGACUUGACUGCCAUACCCCAGCACAGCAUACGACAGGCAGCAUCUGUGGAUACCUGGCUCCAUGCUUCUUAAUACAAAGUGACAGCUGAUAGCAAAUUGAAUUGACAGACCCUUUUUUGACUCUAAUUACUCAGCAGGAACCGUUCUGAAUCAGUUAUUCAUAGUGGAAGGCAACUUUAAGCCAGAGACUCCAGCUCUCAACAGCGUCACCAGAACCGGUCCCAUUAACUCCUGCUAAUGCCAGUUACCCACCUUGGCUGACAAUUGUCAGAAGCAUAUUAAUUAAAUGAAAUACUUUACAACCUCCUUAGUUCAGAAUAGAUUGAAAAUUAAAGACCGGAUUCUGCCCGUGGGCUCAGCGAUAGGACUCAUUGAAAUCAAUGGGCGUUUGGACACACGUAUCCAAGGACAGAAUGUGACCCUUCCAUGACAAACCAAUCAGCGCAACUUGCUUGUCCUAAUCAAUGUGCAAACAAGUGUGGCUGUCUCAUCGAUGGGGACAGAUGGUGAGCGCAUCCUAAUUGCCAUGCAGGGAAGUGGGUGAUGCCCUAACAUCAGGGCAUCUCCUGCAUUCAAAUUUUAGGCUGACAUUCAGGAAAACAUCCCUGUUCAAGACAACACUUAAGCAUGUGUUUAGGUCCCACUGAAGUCAAUAGAAUAUAAAGCACCUGCUUCUCUAUAUCUGGCCCAUAGUCAUUAACUGCUCCCUGGCUACAGAGACUUGGAGGUCUUGGAUGAAAGAAAGCUAAAGAUUUGAGGUUGAUGGGUGAGGAAUGGAGCUGGUGAAAGUUUGUCAACCCAAACAUUUUCCAUCGGAAAACCUGGUUUAGUUGACGUUGACAUUUUGGAGGGAAAAAUGUUGAUUUCAAUGAAUUUGGGUGAUUUGUUUUUUUUUUCCCGGACAGGAAAAUUCUAAAAAUAAUUUAUUUCAUUUCAGCUUCAAAUUUUUGUUGUUUCUUUUUUGGUCCCAGGAAACUGACCAAUUUCCCUUUUCAGUUUUUGGUUUUUCUGCCCUUCCCCCCUUUCUUUCCCAUAUUUACCUCUCCCCCUUUUUUUCCCUUUGGAAGAAGGCAGGAGAGGUGAAAAGAAUGUGAGAAAACGAGGGAGAACCCACUUCUCACAAUUUGUUUGGGUUUGUUUUGCAGCUGGAAAUAAUUAGAAAGCGCAAAGUAGGGCUUUCCCCCCCCCCCCCACUUCCUUUUGAAACCAAACCUUUCAUUUGGAAAUUUCCCAUGGAAAAUGGACAGUUUUCAACCCAGACAUACUCAGUGGGCAUUGACUGCAAGAAAGAAGGGGCGGCUCCAGGCACCAGCACGCCAAGCAUGUGCUUGGGGGGGCAAGCCACUGGGGGUGCUCUGCUGGUCACCGCGAGGGCAGCAGGCAGGCUGCCUUUGGCGGCGCAGUCCGCCGAAGCUGCGGGACCAGCAGACCCUCUGCAGGCAAGCUGCCGAAGGCAGCCUGCCUGCUGUGCUUGGGGCGGCAAAAUGCCUAGAGCCGCCCCUGCAAGAAAACUGCCAGUUUCUGACCAGCUCUUGUGAGAACAGCUUGCAGGGGGUCAGCACUGCUUUUGUCACUAGAGCAGGUUACAGGAAACUUCCCAUCCCUGUUGCUAUCAAUCCAGGACAAUGAUGUCUUGUCCACUCAGGCGGUGGGAGUGUGUUCCAAACCUCUCCAGGGUCUUUCCUGGUUAGGUUUCAGAUGAGUCUCUGAACCUGCUGGAAUCCCCUGCAUGAUCUGAGGGGCACCACCAGCCCAAGUGUUGCAGCAGCCACCCCUAUGUCAUUGGGUGAUGUUACCUCUUCAUCAAGUGGCAGUGUCACAUUCCCUUCCAGGCAGGUCAGCUGCUCCUCUUGUCUCAAGUACCAUAUCAUGGAAGACAGGGAACUGAAGUUUAGCUGUAUGUGUAGCUUGUUAGCCUGUUCCUUAACCAUCUGGCAAGGGCCCGGCUCCAGGCCAUGUGAUGUGAGUCUGAGUGUCUUUUGGUAGGUGGCGUGACCUGACCUGUUUGUGAAGUGGUUUUGCACUGUCCUGUCCUCUCACCUCAUGCCCCUAUUCCCCUUGGCCAGCCCCAAGGCUCCGUUUUGUAAAUACCAGUAGCAUAAAUCAAUGCAAAACAUCCUGCGUUGUCUCCUUUGUCCACAGGGGAGAACCUGGCUCUCUCAGCAGACCUAGUGAAGCUAAUGGGUAAGUGAGGCCCAGAGGGGUACAGCCACACAGGUUGUGCACAUGUGAAAUGCAAAGGCAUGAGGUGUGCACUUAGGAGACACAUAGACCUGAUGCACAGGUCAUGGGGUGGUGUCAUGACCACUCUGUCCACAAUGCUGCAGUAGCUGAUACAAGCUUAUUUCUAUGCACUCAGGUCACUUUAGAUACUUCCAGGUUAUGGGCUUCUCAAGAUCAUUUAAAACAGUUUUGCAGUUAGAGACUUAGCAGAUACUUAAUACACAAGUCACAUGCUAAUUGCUCGUUUUACACAGCUCAAGAACUCCACAGAGCAUACAGACCUUGGAGGCAUAACCUCGCCAGAAUCCUCUUGAUGCAAAAAUAUGGCCUGGGACGCAGCAUUCAGAAUCUCCAAAGAGAACGUAAGCCUUGCCAAAAGGCAGCUAGUAACAUGGCUGAUGUAUCUUAUUACAUAGGGUGUAUUUGCUACAGCAUAGGAAGAAUUGUGGCCUGUUCAGAACAAAACAGUGAAACAUGCACCUUCUGUAGCAUGUUAUGUAACAGCAACAGCAUAUGGUAACAUAGGAACAGCCUUGACAAGCGUGGUUAGUGUGUCUCAGCUUUGCCCCGCAGCAGUUCGGGGAAGCAAUGCAUCAUGCCUGCGACUUUUGGCCUCACAUAACUUGCUGUUUAUCGGCAGGCCUGAGACUCUAACAGCAGGCACUCCCACUGCUGUGCUCCGUUCUCAGAGAUGCUGGCCAUCUUGAACUGCCAGCUCAGCAGUUUUCAAUGCCUAUGCCGUCAUUCAGAUGUCAUUAACCCCAAGGGAAAGGGACCUUGAAUUCAGUGCUCAGAUAAGAUAUUAUUUGGGGUUAAUUCAUUGGGUUUGUUUUAAAAUAACUACCCACAACUCCUACCUCUCUCUUUUGCCUUUUCUCCAACCCCCACUCACCCACCCGCCCCCCACCACACACACUUCUGGGAUGUCACUGCAAAGAUGUUAGCAACGCCUUGAAUCAGCUUUACCGCUGGACUUGACCCAGACCUCAGCUUCACUGAUCGACAGUUAACCAAGCUGGUUCCAAUCUGUUCUCCGAAAAAAGAUACUGAAUCAGUGGAAAUUUGAACCACUGCCCUUGUGCAAUUUCCUACAGCUUUAAAGCUCAGUUCUGGUGACUUGAAACGACCUGCAAACAUUUUAAUGUUCCCCCUUUACAGGCUCUUUAAGGCAAAAGGCUCAAAUUCGGCCAUCUGAGGUCUAAUUUUGGUAUCAAACCUUCAUACCAAGGUACCAACAGAGCAGCUUUAGCAUGGACAGGCUAUGCCGAGGCCCUAGCUGUUGAUUGUACACGUUGGGUAUGUUCAGGAUAGCACGUCUCCUGGACACUCAGGUGAAUAUUUAAAUCCUGCACCACUUCAUCCCUCACCGACUGCUGCCAUGAAGUCCCAUAGCAUAGCCUCCAGGUUUUGAUGUAGGUUGCCUGGGCUGGCCACCAGAGGGUGACCUCAUUUCACAAUCGCCAAGAUACCGCUCUCUAUUUGGCCCUUAAUAACAAGGUAAAGUAUUAAAGGCAUAAUGCUCAUCCUUAGAGUUUGGGCUGCUUUGCGGAUCAGAACCUUAGAGCAGCAUACGUCAUGUCUCCCCUGCAGCGCCAAGGCCCAGUUCUGUAGAAAAGCCAGCUCCCUCUACCCUGACAUCUGUUCAGCAGUGGAACAUCCUCCUGGAUGGACUGUCUCUGGAUGACGGGGUUAGCAGGAUGAUUAGUGCUUUUCCUGAAUCUUUUACCUGACCCCUGGCGUACGGCUGGCUGGCUGAUUUGUACUUCCCAUGUUGCAAAUCCUUUUAUCCAGUGUAAAAACCCAUGACUAUGCUGAAAUACUUCACAUUUAGGCAAUGCCAAGGGCACCAGAGCCUUUUACAAACACUAUCUCAGCCUCACAGUCCCUUGUAAGAGGGGUAAGGAUGAUGAUCUCCAUUUUACAGGUGGAGAAAAUGAGGCACGGAGGUUAAGUGACUUGCCUACGGUCACCUGAAAAGCCUGUGCCAGAGCCAGGAGUAGAACCUGGGAGUCCUGACUCCCAGCCCCCCUGCUCUAAACACUAGCAAAUACUGCCUCACAUACUGUAAGACAAGGUGGCAGUUCUCCAACCACCCUGUUGUCAUCUGAUCUUGGACUCAGCCCCUGUUGCCAGGGAUGCAUUGACCCCACACCCGUGCUCAAAUCUGAGUUCUCUAUAACUGUAUUGCUGCUGGUGAAGUGUAUGAUGUAAUUUAGCUGUCAAAUUAACCGGGUGGCUUUAUGCAGUCUGCUGUGGUUCGAGUGACAUGGCUGGCGAUUGUCCUCGGGAUCCUCAAGUGCCUAUGGACGUGACCUCAUGCUCUAGCAUACAAAGUGACUGUGGUGCCAGUGACAUUGUCCCGCUCAUUGAAGACCUGUUGCCUUGCGCUCACUUUCCUGAUAUAUAGCAACAUCACCUCGUUCAGUGAGCUUUGAUUUUCA